This is a messenger RNA of Calidris pugnax (ruff), 659 nucleotides long. RefSeq names its product guanine nucleotide binding protein (G protein), gamma 13 (gene GNG13). The record is from RefSeq and is a predicted model, not a curated record. Gene Ontology annotation, biological process: phospholipase C-activating G protein-coupled receptor signaling pathway; sensory perception of taste. Gene Ontology annotation, molecular function: G-protein beta-subunit binding. Bases 341 to 544 code for a protein of 67 amino acids. NCBI's taxonomy places the organism in Eukaryota, Metazoa, Chordata, Aves, Charadriiformes, Scolopacidae. Gene Ontology annotation, cellular component: heterotrimeric G-protein complex. The transcript has 3 exons.
UAACCCCGUUUCGGCAGCUCAGCUGCUGGGUACCGGGAUGCUGCUGCCUCCAUCCCGGGCACUCACGUUCAGCGGAGCCAAAUCCCCCGGGAGCAGCAGGGGGGGGGGGGGGAUGCUCCAUUAUCCGGCUCCUGCUGUGUCGGAGGCAGCUGGACCGGCCGUACAUUAAUAGAUUACACAGAGGAUUUGGGCUCUGUGCAGGCAGCGAGGGGAGCGCUGGCAGGAGGCAGCGCGGGCAAGGCCAAGGCUGCUGGGCGAGCCGGCGGGCACCGACACGGCCCCCCGCUCCCCCCCAUAACACCUUUUCCAGCCGAGCCCUACAGAGACCCCAACUGCUGCCAUGGAUGAGUGGGACCUCCCCCAGUGGAAGAAGGAGGUGGAAAGCCUGAAGUACCAGCUGGCCUACAAGCGGGAGAUGUCCUCCAAGACAAUACCUGAGUUUGUGAAGUGGAUCGAGGACGGCAUUCCCGAAGAUCCCUUCCUCAACCCGGAGCUGAUGAAGAACAACCCUUGGGUGGAGAAAGGCAAAUGCACCAUCCUCUGAGGGGUUGCCACCCCCACCACCACGUCGGCUCCUGCCGCCCCUCGCUCCCCCCCCCCACUGAAUGUACUUUUUUAUUAGCUAACUCCCUAAUAUGACUACCUGAACAAAAACCCUA